Molecule: messenger RNA, 219 nt
Organism: Lentinula edodes (shiitake mushroom)
Lineage: Eukaryota; Fungi; Basidiomycota; Agaricomycetes; Agaricales; Omphalotaceae
Exons: 2
Source: RefSeq, a predicted model, not a curated record
GAUUCCAACUGGAAAGCCAGAGAACAAGGAGAAGAGGCGCGAUUCAUCCAUGAGAAGGAUCAAGCACAACUAGCUGCUAUCCGCGAUCAGCUCAACGAGGCCGAUAAAGCGCAGCCUGCUAGUAAUACCGCCUCCACACAAGAUAGAGAUUUUGAGGGAGGUUUCGGUGGCCAGGAGGAUCUAGAAGAUCGCUACGCUACCACAAGCGGGGAGCAUUAA